Messenger RNA from Zophobas morio, 638 nucleotides. RefSeq lists its product as uncharacterized. Bases 27 to 638 code for a protein of 203 amino acids. NCBI's taxonomy places the organism in Eukaryota, Metazoa, Arthropoda, Insecta, Coleoptera, Tenebrionidae. Gene Ontology annotation, molecular function: mRNA binding; rRNA binding; structural constituent of ribosome. The transcript is spliced from 4 exons. The record is from RefSeq and is a predicted model, not a curated record. Gene Ontology annotation, biological process: translation; ribosomal small subunit assembly. Gene Ontology annotation, cellular component: cytosolic small ribosomal subunit; ribosome.
GAGAAUUUCACUUUUCUAGUAAAAAGAUGACCACUUUUGAAGAGCAAAGCCAGUAUUUAGAACCUAGUGAAAUCAAAUUAUUUCAGAGAUGGGAUAUUAACGAAGUGGAGGUGGGAGAUCUCUCGUUACAAGAUUAUUUAGUUCCUAGUAAAAAGUGUGCAGUUUUCUUCCCGCACACUGCUGGUCGUUACGCGGUGAAACGGUUUCGCAAAACGCAAUGCCCCAUCGUUGAGCGUUUAUUAAACGCUCUUAUGAUGCACGGACGCAAUAAUGGUAAAAAGUUAAUGGCUUGUAGAAUUGUCAAGCACGCUUUUGAAAUAAUUUAUUUACUUACGGGAAAAAAUCCUCUUCAGAUUUUGAUUCACGCCAUAAUUGCCUCUGGUUGUCGCGAAGAUUCGACACGCAUCGGUUCUGCUGGAACUGUACGCCGCCAAGCCGUGGAUGUUUCCCCGUUGCGCCGUGUAAAUCAAGCACUAUACUUGCUUACUUCGGGAGCUCGUUUAGCUGCUUUUCGUAAUAUGAAAACGAUAGCCGAAUGCCUGGCCGACGAGCUUAUUAACGCUGCGAAGGGGUCCUCUAAUAGUUACGCCAUUAAAAAGAAAGAUGAAUUAGAGCGUGUGGCUAUGUCUAAUCGAUAA